AUCAAACUUGCCCAACAAGGGGAGUGGGGUUUGUGCCAAUCCACAUAUAAAAAAAUGUCCCCUCGUAACAGUCUUCUUUAUCGAGUCUCUCAAUGAUUCUCACUCUACCCAGCCUAUCAAGAUCUUCCAUAACCACCACUACGAACUCCUUAAAAACUUCCCUGCUCCUGAAGAAACUUGCAAAUCUAGUAUCUCUCUCUUUAUUUCUGACCUGAAACCCUACCAAUCGAUCAUUCUCUCUCGUCAUGCUUCCUUUCUCUUCAACGGUUUCGAACCAGAUUCGGUUCUUGCUUCAGAGCUUGAACGACUCCAACUCCGAUUCGAUCGUUCGCGAGCUAUGUCAGUUUACUGAGUAUGGAAGUGAGGGAAUCAUAUUGCUGCUUCAGACCUGCUUGGAUCACAUAAAUUUUCAUGGCGGGAACUUGGAGAACAUUCCUCCAAAACCAGAUUUUCUUGCUGCAAUAUUUAGAUAUUUGUUGGAUAAACCAAAUUUCAGCACAGUGUUAUGUGAAGCAUUAAGAAGUACAACCAUCAAUGAGGCUUUUCUUGGAGAUUUCUGUAAUGCAUUACGCUUGUCGGUAUCUGAGAAAAUUGGCAUUGGUCUUGCUUUAUCAGAUUCUGAAAACCCGGAUAUCAGAACAUGCGGUCAAAAUUUCUGCAUGUCCCAUAUUGAGGAAUUGUGUGCCCAUCCCACAUCUUUUGAUCCUCACGGACAAAUUCAGAAUAUUGUCAUGUUCCUGCAUCGAUCAGAGGGCCUUGCCAAGCACAUGGAUUCCUUUAUGCGAAUGCUAUCCUUAUUGCAAUUGAAAGAUAUCCCUACUUUCAUAUUAGAUCCAUUUCUGUCAGAUGAUUUACGGGUGGCUGAUUCUUUGAGGCAUUUGGAUCUAUUCUAUGAGUCCAAUCAAAAUGAUUUUGAUUCUGUUCUAGCAGAGAUUGAGAAGGAAAUUAGCAUGGCAGAUGUUGUGAAGGAACUUGGCUAUGGUUGCACUAUUAAUGCGUCGCAUUGCCAAGAUGUUUUAUCCCUUUUUCUACCACUGACUGAGGGGACCCUUUCUCGGAUACUUAGCACAAUUGCACGCACUCAUAAUGGUCUUGAGGACUGCCAGAAUGCAUAUUCAAUAUUUUGCUCUGCGCUUAGUGGCAACUCAAUACCUGAGUCACCAUGUUUGAACUAUUGGAAUGUUGAUAUCCUUGUAGAUUCAAUUAAACAACUUGCUCCAGGAACUAAUUGGGUUAGUGUUAUGGAAAACAUGGACCAUGAGGGGUUCUAUUUCCCCAGUGAGGAGGCGUUUUCCCUUUUCAUGUCUGUUUAUGCAAAUGCAUGCCAGGAUCCGUUCCCACUCCAUGCCAUAUGUGGGUCUGUCUGGAAGAAUGCUGAAGGUCAGCUAUCUUUCCUAAGAUAUGCGGUUUCUGCACCGCCAGAAAUAUUCACCUUUGCACAUUCUGCAAGGCAACUGGCAUAUGUUGAUGCGGUACAUGGCCAUAAGCUUCUGCAGGGAAAUGAGAAUCAGGCAUGGUUGUGUCUUGACCUUUUGGAGGUGCUAUGUCACCUAGCCGAGAGAGGUCAUGCUGGCUCUGUGAGAACAAUUCUUGAGUAUCCACUUAAAAACUGCCCUGAGGUCUUGCUUCUUGGGAUGGCCCAUAUUAAUACUACAUUUAACCUUCUCCAAUACGAAGUAUCCUCAACUGUUCUUCCCAUGAUAAUUGGCAAUGCAAUGAAAAUUGGAGUGGUUCUUCAUCUGUGGCAUGUUAAUUCAAAUCUGUUGGUCCGUGGCUUUACAGAUGUUCUUUUUGCUGAUCAAGAACAUAUGACCAGAAUUCUGGGCUGUUGCCUAGAGCUGAAGAUUGUAUCAGCGGUAUUGGACAUAACACCUUUCUCAUUCAGUAUUAAACUGGCUGCCCUUGCUUCUCUGAAAGAGCAAAUAAAUCUGGAGAAGUGGUUGAAUGACAAUCUGAGCACACAUAAGGAUGUCUUUUUUGAGGAAUGCCUCAAGUUCUUGAGGGAGAUACCCUUUGACACAACAAAUGAUCCUGCCAACCCAUUCCAGCAUUCUGGUGGUGUGGUGAAUGCCUAUUUAGAGACAAGUUCAACAUUUUUCAAGGUCCUGCAAGCUCAUUCGGCACAGAUGACUUCUAACCAGCUUGCCGAGGAAAUGAAGAAGUUGCAUUUAGCAUCCAUGCAUGCCACUCCAAGACUGCAGAGUGGUGGAGCUGUGGAGUCGACAUCUGAUGGUUAUGGAGAUGAUAUUGAGGCAGAGGCCAACUCUUACUUCCAUCAAAUGUUCUCUGGUCAGCUGACCAUUGAUGCAAUGGUUCAAAUGCUUGCUCGCUUCAAGGAAUCUCCUGAUAAAAGGGAGCAAUCAAUUUCUGAGUGCAUGAUCGCAAAUUUAUUUGAGGAGUACAAAUUCUUUCCAAAGUAUCCAGAAAGACAACUUAAGAUUGCUGCAGUUCUCUUUGGUUCCCUAAUAAAGCAUCAGCUGGUGACCCAUCUUACCCUUGGUAUUGCCCUCCGUGGAGUCUUGGAUGCACUGCGUAAAUCUGCCGAUUCCAAAAUGUUCAUAUUUGGGGCCAAAGCUUUGGAGCAGUUUGUGGACCGUUUAGUGGAAUGGCCACAGUAUUGUAAUCAUAUCUUGCAAAUAUCUCAUCUGCGUGGCACCCACUCGGAACUUGUUGCAUUCAUUGAACGUGCUCUUGCAAGGAUCUCAUCAGGCCAUACAGAAUCAAAUGGGGUGAACAGUACAUCUAAUGAUCAGCCUCAAGGUUCUGCCCAGGCUACUUCGGAAAAUUUAGAGGCAUCCGACUCUUCAUGGCAGUUACUAGGAUCUAAUUUUACACAACCUGGGCAACAAGUCUCCACCCCACUUCAGCUGCAACAAAGACAUCAAGGUUUUCUUGAUGACAGGCAUAAAGCCUCCAUAACUUCAGUUAGCUAUAUGAAGCCGCUUCCUUCCCCUGCUGGGCAGCCUUUACUUGUUUCCAACCACGAUGCUGUGGGCAAUCAGAAGUCAAUACUCUCGCAGCCCUUGCAGACGCACCCUUCACAGAAUGUGGGAAGUGGUCCAGCAGCUGUGUCAUCUUCACCUGGUUUUCUGCGCUCUUCCCGGGGGAUCACAUCUACUAGUAUGCUUAGACAAUCAUAUAAUACAGGGUUUGGUUCUGCUUUGAACAUUGAGACACUCGUUCAAGCUGCUGAGAGAAGGGACACUCCUAUAGAGGCACCUGCGUCAGAGAUUCAAGAUAAGAUACUGUUUAUUGUCAAUAAUAUUUCAACUACAAAUCUUGAAGCUAAGGCAAAAGAAUUUACUGAGAUUCUGAAGGAGCAGUACUACCCAUGGUUUGCACAGUAUAUGGUGAUGAAAAGAGCGAGCAUCGAGCCAAAUUUCCAUGAUCUCUACUUGAAGUUCUUAGAGAAAGUUAAUUCAAAGGAUUUGAAUAAGGAAAUCGUGAAAGCGACUUACGAGAACUGCAAGGUUCUUCUAAGAUCAGAGCUUAUAAAAUCCAGUUCAGAAGAGCGUUCUUUGCUGAAAAAUCUUGGUAGCUGGCUUGGGAAGUUCACAAUUGGAAGAAAUCAAGCAUUAAGGGCUCGGGAAAUAGAUCCCAAAGUCUUGAUAAUAGAGGCAUAUGAGAAGGGAUUGAUGAUUGCAGUGAUCCCCUUUACCUCAAAGAUUUUGGAACCAUGCCAGUGCAGUCUAGCAUAUCAACCUCCCAAUCCUUGGACAAUGGGAAUCCUUAGUUUGCUGACCGAGAUCUAUGCAUUGCCGAAUUUAAAAAUGAACCUCAAAUUUGAUAUAGAGGUCUUGUUUAAGAAUCUUGGUGUGGAUAUGAAAGAUGUAAAACCAACUUCUCUUCUUAAAGACCGGCUUAGGGAAGUUGAAGGAAAUCCGGAUUUUUCGACAAAAGAUAUUGGAGCAUCCCAGCCACAAAUGGUUGCCGAAGUUAACUCUGGAAUGAUAUCUGCAUUAAAUCAAGUUGAACUUCAGCCCGAGGUUUCCGCUCCAUCUCACCCUGCUGGUCAUUCAAAUGUUUUAUCUCAGCAUACUGCUUCUCUUCAUCUUGCUUCGGGUUCAUUGGGGGAGGAUGAAAAGAUGGCAAACUUAAGCUUAUCUGAUCGACUUUCUACUGGUCAAGGGCCGUCACAAGCCAGUCCAUCCCAGUCACCUUUUUCUGUCAGUCAGCUCUCAGCUUCAAUCCUUAAUAUUGGAUCUCAUGUUGUUAUCAACCCUAAGCUUAGCGCCUUGGGCCUCCAGAUGCAUUUUCAGAGAAUUGUUCCAAUGGCAAUGGAUAGGGCUAUCAAAGAGAUAAUGUCCCCUAUUGUUCAACGUAGUGUUACUAUAGCAAUGCAGACAACAAAGGAACUGGUUUUAAAGGACUAUGCCAUGGAGUCGGAUGAGAGCCGUAUAUAUCAUGCUGCACACUUGAUGGUAGCAAGCCUUGCAGGAAGUUUAGCGCAUGUUACAUGCAAGGAACCUCUUCGUGGUUCAAUUUCCAUGCACUUGAGGAAUUUGCUUCAGGCCUUAAGCAUUGCCAGUGAAAUUCUUGAACAAGCUGUGCUACUUGUUACAAAUGAUAAUCUUGAUCUGGGUUGUGCUGUGAUUGAGCAACAUGCAACGGAAAAGGCUCUGGGUACAAUUGAUGGGGAAAUAUCUCAACUACUUUCUUUGAGGAGGAAGCACAGGGAGGGUGUUGGUCCAAGUUAUUUUGAUGCAAAUACGUACACGCAAGGUCCUAUGGGCGUGGUACCAGAGGCCUUGCGACCGAAACCUGGUCGCUUGUCCCUUCCCCAACAGAGAGUUUACGAGGAUUUUGUUAGGUUUGCGUGGCAAAAUCAAUCAAACCAGAGCUCAAAUGCGGUGCCUGCUUCCCCACCUGCUUCAUCUGGCGUCUCUUUUAGUUCAGGAAUGUCUCGUGCUUAUGGUUCCACUAUGGGGCAGCUCAACCAAGGUGUCUACUCAUCUGGGCAAGGGGCACAAGGAUUUGGUGCAGUUGCACAGCCCAUGGACCUAAUGUCUGAUGAGAUGGACCCUGGUUCACAACAACUCAUAAGUGCUUCCUCAACUCUUAUUGGAGCACCUGAUGGUGUUAUUCAGCACGGUUCUGAAAUCAACUCUGUUGUUGCUCCAUUUCCUUCAACUGUGGCAGUCCCAGAAUUGCUUUCAUUGGAACCCUCUUCUGCUGUAAAGGAAUUGGGAGCUAAUGCACAACCAUCACCUCCUCUGUCUGCCACGGAGCGCUUGGGAGGUGGUGUAUCAGAGUCUUUGUUGACCACGGGAGAUGCAUUGGAGAAGUUCCAGUUUGUGGCUCAAAAGCUGGAAACUUUGGUCGCCAAAGAUGCCAAAGAAGCAGAAAUUCAGGGUGUUAUUGCUGAGGUUCCUGAAAUUAUACUCAGAUGUAUAAGUCGAGAUGAGGCUGCAUUGGCUGUGGCUCAAAAGGUUUUUAAGAGUUUAUAUGAGAAUGCUUCAAACAGUUUACAUGUUGGUGCACAUCUUACAAUUCUGGUGGCUAUUCGAGAUGUUUGCAAGCUUGUUGUCAAGGAACUCACAAGCUGGGUGAUUUACUCGGAUGAGGAGCGCAAGUUCAACAAGGAUAUAGCUGUUGGUCUCAUUCGCAGUGAAUUACUAAAUCUUGCAGAGUACAAUUUACACAUGGCAAAGCUUAUUGAUGCAGGAAGGAACAAAACUGCUACAGAGUUUGCCAUUUCUCUUCUCCAAACGUUGGUGGUUCAGGAACCUGGUGUCAGUGUGUCAGAACUCCACAAUCUUAUUGAUGCCUUGGCAAAGCUUGCAAUGAGGCCCGGAUCUCCUGAAACUUUACAGCAGUUGGUUGACAUUGCCAGGAAUCCUGCUGCUAAUUCAGCUGCAUUGUCUAUUUUAACUGCUGGCAAGGAGGAUAAGGCUAGACAGGCCCGGGAGAAAAAGCAGUCUCCUGGUCGCUCCAUGGCUAUCAGGGAAGAUUAUACCAAUGCUGAAUCUAUGGCAGCAGAUCCUGCUGGUUUCCGUGAACAGGUUACAGUGCUGUUUGGUGAAUGGUGUCGAAUUUGUGAACUUCCUGGUGCAAAUGAUGCAGCUUAUACCCAUUACAUUUCACAAUUACAACAAAGUGGGUUGCUUAUAGGGGAUGAUAUAUCAGAUCGCUUUUUCCGUAUCCAAACGGUAUUUUUUCUUACAUCUUUGGAACUUUGUUUGGGAAUCAGUGAUGGAAUUUAUGGUCGAUGA
This is a messenger RNA of Macadamia integrifolia, 6212 nucleotides long. RefSeq names its product CCR4-NOT transcription complex subunit 1-like. Gene Ontology annotation, biological process: nuclear-transcribed mRNA catabolic process, deadenylation-dependent decay. Gene Ontology annotation, molecular function: molecular adaptor activity. The record is from RefSeq and is a predicted model, not a curated record. Bases 246 to 6212 code for a protein of 1988 amino acids. Gene Ontology annotation, cellular component: CCR4-NOT core complex; P-body. The transcript has 40 exons. Lineage: Eukaryota; Viridiplantae; Streptophyta; Magnoliopsida; Proteales; Proteaceae.